GAGUGCAGUCGCUUCUGUUCUUCACUCAAACUCUUUUGAAAUCGUUGGGAUCGGCGAAGGGCGGACAAUCCCUCGAAAUAUGUCAACAACAGAGACAGAUAUCUCCGUUCAGUAUCUAUUUGCACCCAAUGCCAGCUACAAUCUCCUCAACCUAACCACGGUCAAAUUCCUGUCUGCUGUCUUUGCCGGUGCAAUAGCGGGUAUCCUUGGACUCGAGAAUUAUGCAGGUUUUGCACUGUUCAUUACAUCAACUCUUUGGAGCGCGUUGUGCAUGCACUUUGUGAAUUGUCGUGGCAAACCGGCGAAGUACGUUCAGGGAGGGUGGAAGGAUCUCGUGAAUCCGGGACAGGAUAACGCCUUCACUUUUGUGUUGGUUUGGACUCUAUUUUAUGGUAUUGUACACGUGUAUGAUUAAUCGUAACAGGAUAAUGAUGCUCUUGGUUCACUUCACAAAACUUGAAAAGUCCUUAUUUGUCGG
Messenger RNA from Marasmius oreades (fairy-ring Marasmius), 478 nucleotides. RefSeq lists its product as uncharacterized. Gene Ontology annotation, biological process: autophagosome assembly; protein folding in endoplasmic reticulum. The record is from RefSeq and is a predicted model, not a curated record. The coding region runs from base 80 to 415 and encodes 111 amino acids. Gene Ontology annotation, cellular component: endoplasmic reticulum; EMC complex; membrane. The transcript has 4 exons. NCBI's taxonomy places the organism in Eukaryota, Fungi, Basidiomycota, Agaricomycetes, Agaricales, Marasmiaceae.